Messenger RNA from Tripterygium wilfordii, 974 nucleotides. Its product is annotated as eukaryotic translation initiation factor 5A-2-like. The transcript has 5 exons. The coding region runs from base 100 to 582 and encodes 160 amino acids. Gene Ontology annotation, biological process: positive regulation of translational termination; positive regulation of translational elongation. Lineage: Eukaryota; Viridiplantae; Streptophyta; Magnoliopsida; Celastrales; Celastraceae. The record is from RefSeq and is a predicted model, not a curated record. Gene Ontology annotation, molecular function: RNA binding; ribosome binding; translation elongation factor activity.
AGAAGUCUUCCUCUACAUCCUCCAAAACACAGUCGCAGACUAAUUAAAUCAAGAAGAAGAGAAAGAGAGACGACAGAGAGGUAAGAAGAGGAAGAAACGAUGUCGGACGAGGAGCACCACUUCGAGUCGAAGGCCGAUGCAGGCGCCUCCAAUACCUAUCCUAUGCAGGCUGGUGCCAUUCGCAAGAAUGGCUACAUCGUCAUCAAAAAUCGCCCCUGCAAGGUUGUGGAAGUUUCCACUUCAAAGACAGGCAAGCAUGGACAUGCAAAGUGCCACUUUGUUGCAAUUGAUAUCUUUAAUGGAAAGAAGCUUGAGGAUAUCGUGCCUUCAUCUCACAAUUGUGAUGUUCCCCAUGUCAAUCGUACCGACUAUCAGCUUAUUGACAUCUCUGAAGAUGGUUUUGUGAGUCUCUUAACUGAAAAUGGAAACACCAAGGAUGAUCUGAAGCUUCCCACCGAUGAUAAUCUGCUUAGUCAGAUUAAAGAUGGGUUUGCUGAAGGGAAGGACCUUGUGGUGACUGUUAUGUCAGCCAUGGGAGAAGAGCAGAUUUGUGCCCUUAAGGACAUUGGUCCUAAAAAUUAAAUAUGAUGCCAUUGCAUUAGCUAUGGCUGAUGGUAAAAUGAAACUUUGUGUUCCUAAUGAGGAGUUUAUUAACGAUAAUUAUGUGCGCAAAACAUAAAUUACGAUAGUACAGUAUCUGCGCCCUUGCAACUCUUUUCAAGGCUUUUUAUUAGAUGCGGAAGAUGUGCAGAUUUUCCUGGAAGGAACUUGUGUUUAUGGAAAAGAUGGAAUUAUGUAUGGUAUUUAUUCUGUCGUGUUCUUUUCUUUUCUUUUCUUUUGACUCGUGAUUUGGGAUGUUUUUUAUUUUUCAUUGGAUCUGGAUGUGUGUUUCAUGAUUGCUGGCCGCACUUGGUUGUAUUAGCAACUGCAUGGUUUAAAUAAUUGCCAUGUGAUGUGACUGAGCUACCUUAAUG